AUGCCUGUGCUGUGGACUCUUGGCCUUUGUGAAGUUCAGGUAUUCAUGUGGGAGCACUCCGAAGUUGAAAUCGAUUGCCUUAGCCCACUCCUCGGUUUGAUCAGCACUGCGUUCAGCAAGCCACUGUUCUUGUUGGCAUGCUCCCGUAGAUCCUUUUCCAGGGGCUACUGUGGAGCAGCAGCUGUUGCAUCCAUCACCCACAAGCUUCUCGGAGGAGAUUUGCCAUCCACUGAGUUGCGUGCCAAGUUGAUUGUCCAAGCGUUGGGCAAGUCAGAAGUCCAGCAAGCUGUUCUUGGUGUGUCGCCAUGGAAGUUCCUGAAAGCAUUGGCCAAUUUGCAGACUCCGCCUUUGCAACUUGUUCUGCCUGAUGAACAAGCCCAGCAAAGCAACACCAAUCCAGCCUCCAAACCCAAAAAGACCGAUGGUAAGAAGAAUCUGCCGUCCAGGCCUGCAGAGCUUGACCCUACCAAGCUGACAAUUGAACAUGGAGCCUUUUGUGUUGGCAAUGAUGAGCCAGUUGGCCAGGUUCCCUUCUCGCAGAUUGGACCGCUUGCGGUAUUGUCCACUAUGGCUGAAGAAUUGCCUGUUCUCCACGCUGGGAAGCUGUUGACCAAUCAUGGACUUGCAUUGCUGGUGCUCAAUCCGCCGUUGGAUUUUCAAACUUCUUUGGAUUGGGCCACCAUUCGUUUUGCCACGCGUUGCAACAUGAACCAAGAACCCAUGCUUGCAGAAGUGGACAUGGAAGUGGCGGAAGUGGACCUGGAAGUGGAUGCAGAGGUGGUGGAGGAGAAGGAGGAGAAGGAGAAGGAGAAGGAGAAGGAGAAGGAGAAGGAGAAGGCUCGAGUGGUUAGUGCGUUGACAAUCGCCCUUCUCUUGCCGCUGAGAUCUUUUAAUUUCGGCAACGUGUCAAAUGGUUCCGACAGCGUACUGGAAGGACAUCAUCGGUGCCAGCUGCUCCUCGUUGGGCAUCCCAGAGCACUGCAGGCUUUAGAGAGCACCGCCCAGUCGCCGAUCGACAUCCCCAAGACCAUCGGCUUGGUGGAGGAAUUGAACCUGACGACCUUGGCCAACAAGGAGGGCCAGCAACUGGGACCCUUUGCCUGGUCGUUGGCUCAUUGGACCGCCAACGUGACGCUCCAUCCAGGACCUGUCACCUGGGAGGUGCAGGUGCUGCAUCCGGAGCAGUUCCCGGUGCAUUUCGAAGGCAGGACCUAUGAUUUGCAGUACAUUACCUUCAAGUCUCCUUCAGAACAUACUGUGGAAGGUGCUCAUAACGCCAUGGAGGUUCAGUUGUACCAUGAGGAAAGCGCCUUUUUUCUUCAGGGCGAAAAACGGAGACUUGUGGUCUCCGUGAGUCUGCGAGAGAGCACGGAGGCCUUCAGUGGCUUUCUGAACCCCAUCUUUUCUGUGAUGCCUCAAGACGACAAGACUGAGUCGCCCUCAACGGUCAUUGGCAAUCCCUAUGUCGACCUUGCACCACCGGACAAGUCUUUCGUGACUUACCAGGGAAGCACUACGGUGCCGCCAUGCAGUGCCGCUACCUGGGUG
Molecule: messenger RNA, 1548 nt
Organism: Cladocopium goreaui
Lineage: Eukaryota; Dinophyceae; Suessiales; Symbiodiniaceae
Source: the annotation of a GenBank genome assembly